Molecule: messenger RNA, 2275 nt
Organism: Penicilliopsis zonata CBS 506.65
Lineage: Eukaryota; Fungi; Ascomycota; Eurotiomycetes; Eurotiales; Aspergillaceae
Exons: 2
Coding region: 280-2181 (633 amino acids)
Biological process (GO): mitochondrion organization; small GTPase-mediated signal transduction; regulation of mitochondrion organization
Cellular component (GO): mitochondrial outer membrane
Molecular function (GO): calcium ion binding; GTPase activity; GTP binding
Source: RefSeq, a predicted model, not a curated record
AGAGAAGGCAAUGAGUAGCGGUGGUAUUUAAUCUCUAUUAUUUCGUUACUACCAGGAUUGUUCCAGAAUCCUAUCGAUAUCUCCAGAGUCAAGCUGCCCUCUGCACAGCGUACGUACCUGGGUAGUCGCCCUCUCCUGUAAGGAUCGGCUAGACAUUAUUCCGUCAUAUCCUCAGCGUCACUGUUUUAAGUGUUUACCUUUCACUGUUCAGCGUUCUUUCUUCUGCCUGCACGUCGAAGCAACGAGUUUCCAGGAUGAUUUGAUGCCAACAAGCUCACAAUGGCCACAGUGCGAAUCUGCGUCUGCGGUGACGAAGGGACAGGCAAGUCCAGCCUGAUCACCUCGCUCGUCAAGGGCGUCUUUGUGACGAACAAGAUCCAGCCCAUUCUGCCUCAGAUCACGAUCCCGCCGACGAUCGGGACGCCAGAGAAUGUGACGACAACGACGGUGGUGGACACGUCGGCGCUGCCGCAGGAGCGCAGCAACCUGGCCCGUGAGAUCCGCCGGGCGAACGUUAUCCUGCUGGUGUAUUCGGACCACUACAGCUAUGAGCGGGUAGCGUUGUUUUGGCUGCCGCAUUUCCGGUCUCUGGGCGUCAACGUGCCCGUCGUACUGUGUGCCAACAAGGCUGAUCUGGCCGCCGAGCACAGUGAGGCCCAGGUCAUUGAGGAGGAGAUGCUGCCCGUCAUGGCCGAGUUCAAGGAGAUUGACUCGUGCAUCCGGGCGAGUGCCCGCGAACACCGAAAUGUCAACGAGGCGUUUUUCCUCUGUCAGAAGGCCGUCACGCACCCGAUCGCGCCGCUGUUUGAUGCCAAGGAGUUCGCCCUGAAGCCCGCCGCCGUCGCCGCCCUGCAACGCAUCUUCUAUCUGUGCGACAAAGACCGCGACGGAUACCUGUGUGACCGCGAGGUGGAGGAUUUCCAGAUGCGCUGCUUCGGCAAGCCGCUGAGCGCGGAGGACCUCACCCACAUCAAGGAGACCAUCCAGAAGACCCUGCCAGAGUCUGUAACCGCAUCGGGGAUCGACUGCCCUGGCUUCCUCCAUCUGAACAAGCUGUAUGCGGAAAAGGGCCGCCACGAGACCGUCUGGAUCAUCCUCCGGGCUUUCCAAUACACGGACAACCUCUCCCUGCAAGAAAACUUCCUCCAUCCGCGGUUCGAGGUGCCGCCCUUCGCCUCAGCGGAGCUGUCGCCGGAGGGGUACCGGUUCUUCGUCAAUUUGUUCUUGUUGUCGGACAAGGACAACGAUGGUGGCUUGAACGACGCCGAACUAGCGUCGCUCUUCGCCCCGACCCCCGGUCUGCCGGCCUCCUGGACGGACGGCUCGUUCCCCUCAUCCACAGUCCGCAACGAGGCGGGCCAUGUCACGCUGCAGGGCUGGCUCGCGCAGUGGAGCAUGACGACCUUCACGUCGCCCAAGACGACUCUUGAGUACCUUGCCUAUCUGGGGUUCGAGCCCUCGGAUCGCAGCAACCCGUCGACCACAGCCGCACUGAAAGUCACCCGGCCCCGAAAACGACGGCGGCGGCCGGGGCGAGUAGGCCGCAACGUGGUGCUGUGCCAUGUAGUCGGGGCGCCCGGGUCUGGAAAGUCGGCGCUGCUGGAUGCGUUCCUGUCGCGCGGGUUCACAGGCACGUACCACCCGACGAUCCAGCCUCGGACUGCGGUCAACACCGUGGAAUUACCAGGCGGGAAGCAAUGCUACCUGAUUCUCGAUGAGCUGGGCGAGCUGGAACCUGCGAUCCUGGAGAACGAGACCAAGCUGCUGGACCAGUGCGAUGUGAUCGCCUACACGUAUGACUCGUCCGACCCGGACUCGUUCGCAUACAUCCCCACGCUGCGAGCCAAGUACCCGCAUCUCGAGGAGUUGCCGAGCGUCUUUAUCGCGCUCAAGGCCGACCUUGACCGCACGACACAGCGUGCCGAGCAUCAGCCGCACGAAUACACCGCGCGCCUCAACAUUCCCUCCCCGCCGCUCCACGUCAGCGUCACCUGGACCUCCAUCCAGGAGCUGUUUGUGCACAUCGCCGAGGCCGCCAUGGAGCCCAGCUCCACCUUCCCGCGCACCGAAGAGGACGUCCAGGGCAAGUGGAUGGCCUGGGGCAUCGCUCUCGGCGCCGUCGUCUGCGCCAGUGCCGCGGCUGUCAUGAUCUGGCGCCGGGUGAGCACCAGCAGCGGCUGAUUAGUACCUAUGUAGUAUAGAUGUAAUGAUACCCUGAAAAAUAUACAUUUAAUGGCUCCCUGUGAUCAACUACACUCGCUAUAUAUCUACCUCG